AUGGAGGAGGUGCAGCCGCUGCGCAAGGUGGACGCAAGCGGCGAGGAUGUCAGCGUCCCGCCAGCUCCGAUGGCGCAGGAGCAGAGCUGGCGCUGUGGCAGCGUUGUCGACAUCACCAUCACCGUGGGUGUAUGCGUGCUGUACACCCUGGUCGGGCCGCUGCUGAUCCUGAACAACAAGUAUCUCCUCACCUCCGGAUUCCCAUAUCCCAUCGUGCUCACCAGCCUCACGCAGGCCGCCACCGUCGUCUUUGCGGUCGCCGCCGCGCUGCUCUCCCGCAUGCGCUACAUCGAGUGGGAGAUGCCAAGGAGAGAGUUCGACGGCACGCUCGUACGCGCGUCAGUCAUCGUCGGCUUCGCCACCGCCACCUGCCUCUGCGCCGGCAACAGCGCGUACCUCUACCUUUCCGUCUCCUUUAUCGAGAUCCUCAAGGGAUACGCACCGCUCGUGACGAUGAUGAUGCAGGGCUGCUUCGGGAUCGGGUACCCGGAGCGGAAGCCCGUCCUUGCGGUCCUCGCCAGCUGCGUUGGCACGACCAUCGCCUCUGCGGGCGAGGUGCACGCGUCUCCCCUCGGCCUACUCGUCUUCUUCUCGUCCAUGUACUUUGAGGCGACGCGCCUGAUCCUGACGCAAAAGCUGCUCGGCCAAUACAAGAUGCACGUGGUGGAGGCGCUGCUUUACGUCUCGCCCGCCACGUUCGUCUUCACCGCGGCCGCCGCCGCCACCAUCGAGCUGCCCCGCUUCAAGCCCGAGGACAUCCGCAACCCGCCCACCGAGCCCUUCUGGGUCGGCAUCGGCCUGAGCUGCCUGCUGGGGUGCCUGAUCAACCUCUCCUCGUUCCUGGUCAUCCAGCGCACGAACGUGGUGAUGCUGAAGCUGCUCUCCAUCUCGCGCAACGCGGGCGUCAUCGUGAGCGGCGUCGUGCUCUUCGGCGAGGCCAUCAGCCCGAUGCAGGCGCGAAUCUCCAAUAGUCCCCUAGAGUUACUUGGGGCGCCAGAGGGUCCCGCGUGCGGCUGCGUCAUCACGCUCAUCUUUUUCGUGGUGUACAACUAUCUGCAGGUCACGGCGGCGCAGGCGGCGGCGGGGGCAAAGUUGUGGGUGGAGAGCAGCAGUCUGGACGGGCUCCCGCCUACCGACGACGACCCGCCGUCGUCGACGACGCCCUCGGGCAGCGCCGGGGAGAAGACCGAGCCGACCUCGACGCGCUCCGGCUUCGGCUCGCGCUCCGGCUUCGCCUCUGGCAUGUUCGGCUCGCCAAAGGGCAAGUUCUGCUCGUCAAAGCUGCUGUGCGUCAUCUUCACCGUGGUAAUCGGUCUGGGCUGCUCGGCCUUUGCGCUCUCCUCGCACGGCUCGGGCGGCGUCUCUGAGCACCUCGAGUCGAAGGUGUUCCUGCCCAACGCGACCCCGGUGAGCGCCACGCCCUCCUCCGUCCGCCACGAGACUUCGUCGUCGCUGCUGGUGGUGGUCACUGGCGUCUGGAAAAGCGAGAGCUCUGAUCAAAAGCACGUGCCCACUCUCCUGUAUCUCGACACCAUCUUGAACAACUAUGUGGCAGCCUGCGAAGUCGGCUUCCGCGUACAUGUGGUCCUAACCACGUACGCACCGCACUUGCCGCACACGACGCGGAAAAGCUGGGAAGACCUCGUCGACUUCGAACGAUACUAUUGCCAGCGGAUUGAGGCCUCGAUUCCGAUCAGCGUGGAGCACUUCGAGAAUAGAGGCCUUCCCGCCGGCGCUUUUGGGACAGCAGGCGACCUUGCUAUUCGCCACCGUGAGAUUUUCAUGCGGCAGCGAAUGAAUUUCGACCUCUUUCUGGUGCAAGAGGACGACAUAGACAUACGGCCGCGUACCCUGCUCUAUGCAGAGCGGUGGAUACAGAGAUUCCAUGGGACGCCGUUCUGGCCAGUCUUCCUUGACACAGAGGUAGCAAAUAAGCAGCGCUUCGCUGAUUGGCGCCUCAACGUUCUCGACCUGUUUUAUUCCCACAAUGAUCUUUUCGGAAAGGUCGUCAUGAGCCCAGGGUCCUCCGGCCGAAGCUACAUGAUCACGUCGCACAUGCUGGGCAGAGUCGACGCCACCAAAUGGAUCGACCCUAGCAGGGUCCGCGGAGAGUUCAACCCCCACGUGGCAAGUAGCAAUGUCUUGGUGGAGAUGGGAAAGACGAUGGUGGCGCGCGAGGGCGGCAAGCAGCUCUUCCUCCUCACCAAUUCGGGCUUCGACAUCUAG
Emiliania huxleyi CCMP1516 is the source of this 2226-nucleotide messenger RNA. RefSeq lists its product as hypothetical. NCBI's taxonomy places the organism in Eukaryota, Haptophyta, Isochrysidales, Noelaerhabdaceae. The coding region runs from base 1 to 2226 and encodes 741 amino acids. Gene Ontology annotation, molecular function: antiporter activity. The record is from RefSeq and is a predicted model, not a curated record. The transcript is spliced from 4 exons. Gene Ontology annotation, cellular component: endosome; trans-Golgi network; Golgi apparatus.